This is a messenger RNA of Effrenium voratum, 498 nucleotides long. The record is from the annotation of a GenBank genome assembly. NCBI's taxonomy places the organism in Eukaryota, Dinophyceae, Suessiales, Symbiodiniaceae.
CGCCUUUGCGCCCGCCUGGACGCGGUGGACUUCAAACUCACCGCGGCGCUGGCGGCGGGGACGCCCUGGGCCUCCCUGGAGGUUCUGCGAGCUCACCGGGUGAAGUUGGAGAAUCUCGGUCGGAUGACCUAUGCAGUGCAGUCGAUGACCUCUACGUUUCAGUCUCUCUUCUAUGAAGAGAAAGAAGACAAGAGCCAGCUGAAACAAGAGUGGAAGGAGCAUCACUUCGCCUUGCACGUGUACAGGAAGCACAUCAUCGAGUCCGCGCUGAGCUCUAAGGAGGCGAGCUCUCGAGGGGCUGCGGAGACGGCGCUGCAGGAGCAGCAGGAGAGCUCCAAAUGGAGCGACGAUGAGGGCGACCCCAACGUCUUCGAGUCGAAGACGGAAUACGACGUCCCGGAGAUCAUCUGCGACAUCGCAGAGGACGCCACCUUGUCCGGUCUGGCGGGCUUCGUCCAAUACUGCGACCCUGUGCAGACGCCUCCUGCGGCGGCCUGA